Vicia villosa (hairy vetch) is the source of this 4692-nucleotide messenger RNA. RefSeq lists its product as uncharacterized. Lineage: Eukaryota; Viridiplantae; Streptophyta; Magnoliopsida; Fabales; Fabaceae. The transcript is spliced from 4 exons. The record is from RefSeq and is a predicted model, not a curated record. Gene Ontology annotation, molecular function: catalytic activity. The coding region runs from base 1 to 4692 and encodes 1563 amino acids.
AUGACGAAACGGGGUCGGGGGAGGCCAAAGUCUACGGUGCCACCGACGCCGGCGAGUCAACCUUCACCGGAAAAGUCACCGACGGGGAACACGAGUGUGCUGAAGGGAGGACGUACUGAGGAUGAAACUAGCAAUGACGGCUCGAUUAGGAAGGAAAAGGAUGCGCGAACAGACGAAACCCUAAUUGCGAAGAAAACUGAAGCAAUUGUGGAUGCACCGCAGCGAAAACUGUGGGUGGAUGUACUCACGGAUAAUCGCAAUCCAGCGAAGGGGAUGACUAUGGAAUUUGUGGCGCCAACGAUUGUCAACGGGGAAGUGGAAAUUGAAAUUGAAGAAGAUGAUGUGACUUCUGAAAUUCAAUUUUGGGAAAACGCUUUGGUUCUGUAUGUGCUUGGCACAGAUUUGAGCAUGUAUACGAUCAAGAACUAUAUGGAGAAGAAUUGGAACUUUGUACGAACUCCGGAUCUAUACUACCAUGAGGAUGGCUAUUUCCUGGCUCGAUUCAAUUCUAUUGAUGAUAGGGAAGCAGUGUUGAUGAAAGGACCCUACACAAUUAGGAAUAUGCCGUUGAUUUUGAAGGAAUGGAGGGCAGAUUUCAACUUGAAGAAGGAUCUGCUGCGAACACUGCCUAUUUGGGUGAAGCUCCCGCAGUUACCUCUGCAUCUAUGGGGUGUGAAGAGUUUGAACAAGAUAGGAAGCGCUAUAGGGACGCCUUUGGUUACUGAUGAGUGUACUGCGAGCAGGCUGCGCAUGUCUUAUGCUAGAAUCUUGGUGGAAGUAGAUGUCACUCAGAAAAUGGUAAAGGAAAUAUCCAUAAAGGACAUUGAAGGAAGAAGGAUAAAGCAAGGAGUGGAAUAUGAAUGGCAACCUAGCUUUUGUGAAUCCUGUCAGAAGAUAGGCCAUCAAUGUCAAAAGGGAAAGAAAACUCAACAAUGGAGACCUAAGCAGAAACCCCCUGAUGUGGUAAAGCAGACUACUCCCCUCAAGGUCAAUGAACAUGAUGUUGCUACAAUAAAUAAGGCACCAAUAGAUGAGGAAAAUGUCAAUAGUGGGGAAGCACCUUGGACGGAGGGCAGAAGAACAGCAAGAGAUAAAGGUAAGAAUGUUAAAAUUGUACCUUCUGAGAUUGCUUGUGACAAUGGCUUUGCGGCUUUAGAGGUUUUGAGUGACCUACUAAAGGCCUCUAGCAGCAAACUGAGGGAGAUUAGGACCCGUCUCUGUGAGCUUAAGCCUGCAAUUAUGAUUCUUAUAGAAACUAGGGUGAAACCUAAUAAAGCAAAUAGUAUUAGAGACAAGCUGCAACUGAAUGUUCAUUAUAUUGAUAACUAUAAUGCUCAUGACAAUGGUAGAAUCUGGGUUUGCUGGGAUAAUGCCAGGGUGAAUCUGCAGAAUAUUGAGUCAUCCAGCCAGUAUAUACAUUGUAGGGUCACUGAUGUACAUGGUAGCUUUAAAUUCUGGUUAACUGCUGUAUAUGCUCAGAAUUAUAUUGAAGAGAGGAAAGUGCUUUGGAAGGACAUUAUUCAGAUUCACAGGAACUUGCAGGGGGCUUGGUGUGUGAUGGGUGAUUUUAACAACAUUGCCAAAGCCAAGGAUAGAUUGGGAGGGAGAGCUGUGACUGAGAAGGAAUAUAGUGAUAUGCAAGAUAUGAUGUGCAGAACUGGUCUGAGUGAAAUGCCCAGCUAUGGUGAUUACUUCACGUGGUUCAAUAAAAGAGCUGAUGAUCCUAUUUACUCUAGGAUAGAUAGAGUUAUUGCUAACACUGAUUGGUUCCAAGAGUAUGCUGAUUGCAAACUAAACAUCCUGUCCCCCCAAGUAUCAGAUCAUGCUAUGUUGCAUUUGUGUGACACUAAGCCUGCGAGAAGACCUCAGAGACAUUUCAGAUUUAGUAAUUGCCUUGCUGAUAUGGAAGGGUUUGAGAAUGUAGUGAAAGCAUCUUGGGCUCAACCUGUCCAUGGGAAGCCUAUGUGUGUUUUGUGGAGGAAACUCAAGAGAUUGCAGUAUAUAUUGAGAAGAUUUAGCAAGCCUCUGAAUAAUAUUCAGCAGCAAAAGUUAAAAGCUAGAGAUAAUCUUCAGAAUGCCCAGGAAGCUCUCAGUCUGAACAGAUUUGAUCCUAGUAUCAUUGCUAGUAUCAAGAACUAUACUGAUGAGGUGUUGAGAAUAAAUGUGUUGGAGGAUAGUAUGCUUAAGCAAAGGGCUAAAGUGGACUGGUUAAGAAUGGGGGAUGGUAAUAAUCAGUUCUUCUAUUCAUACAUUAAAGCCAAGCAAGCACAGAGAAACAUGAGAGGAUUAUUAAAGGCUGAUGGGUCUGUUUUGCAAGAGCAUGAGGAGAUUGAAUCUGAAGUUCUUGAGUUUUAUGGUCAGCUUAUGGGAAAGGAGGAUAAUAAUAUUCAGCAUAUAGAUAUUGAGGCCAUGAGAAGAGGACCUCAAUUGAGUAUGGAGCAGAGAGAGGGGCUUAUUAGAAGUAUAUCUGAGGAUGAUGUGCUGCAGGCUUUAAAAGGGAUAGGAGAUUUGAAAGCUCCAGGCCUUGAUGGUUUUGGAUCCAAAUUUUUCAAAGUCUGUUGGAACAUUGUUAGGGUGGAUGUUUUGGCUGCUGUCCAGGAGUUCUUUGCCACUGGAUCUUUGUAUAAACCUUUCAACAGCACCAUAGUAACAUUGAUCCCAAAAGGAGAUUCACCUAAAGGUAUAAAGGAUUACAGGCCUAUUGCUGGAUGUACAACUUUUUACAAGAUUAUCUCUAGAAUUAUGACUGCCAGGUUGGGGAAGGUUCUUCCUAGCAUCAUAAGUCAAACUCAGGCUGCUUUUGUCCCUCAUCAGAAUAUUCACAACCAUAUCUUUUUGGCUUAUGAAUUACUUAAAGGUUAUAAGAAAAAGGGUGGAACUCCUAGAACAAUGAUGCAAAUUGACCUUCAGAAAGCAUAUGAUAUGGUCAAUUGGCAUGCAUUACAGAGUAUCUUAAAGGAGAUUGGUAUCCCUAGUCAAUUCAUCUGCUGGAUUAUGGCUAGUGUUAGUUCUGUUUCUUAUAAAUUCAAUAUCAAUGGAGAGCACACCAAAUUUUUGCAAGCUCAUAGGGGUAUUAGGCAGGGUGACCCCAUAUCUCCUAUGCUGUUUGUGAUUAUUAUGGAGUACAUGAAUAGAUUGAUGUUCAAGAUGCAGGCUAGGCCAGAGUUCCAUCAUCAUGCUCAAUGCAAGAAACUUUCCCUCACUAAUCUAAUAUUUGCUGAUGAUGUAUUACUGUUUUGCAGAGGUGAUUCUCGAUCUGUGGAGUUGAUGAAGGGAGCCUUUAAUACUUUCACUAAUUCUACCGGUCUCAGAGCAAAUGCUAGUAAGAGCAGAAUGUAUUUUGGUGGCAUUAAUGAUGAUCUAAAGCAUGAGUUACUUAGUAUGACAGGAUUUACUGAAGGUGCCCUACCUGUUAGGUACCUUGGGGUCCCUCUUACUAGUAGGAGGUUGAAUGUUCAUCACUAUAUGCCUUUAAUUGAGAAGAUUGCAGGUAGAAUGCAGCAUUGGACAACUAAGCUGCUCAGUUAUGCUGGAAGGAUCCAGCUGGUGAAGAGCAUUACUAGAGCUGUAGCACAGUUUUGGAUGCAAUGCUUCCCCAUUCCCAAAGGUGUCAUAAAGAAGAUUGAGGAUAUUUGUAGGAAAUUCAUUUGGACUGGAAAUCAUGAGAAUAAUAGUAGCAAGAGCCCGGUUGCUUGGAGUAAAGUCUGCAGCAGCUAUAAACAAGGAGGUCUCCAAAUACUGAAUAUGUAUUGGUGGAACUGUGCUUUACUUAUGAAAUGUUUGUGGAACAUAAGUGAAAAGGCUGACAAUCUAUGGGUAAAGUGGAUUAAUUGCCACUAUUUGAAAGGAAGGGAUGUCAUGGAGUAUGAAAUUAAGGGUAGUAAUAGCUGGAUGUUCAAAGGGAUCCUUAAGCAAAGGGAGCAUAUUGCUAAUAUGCAGCAGGUGUGGAAUGAGGCUAAGCUGAAGCAUAAAUUCAAUACCACAAAGUUUUAUAAAUGUCUUGUUGAUGAUGGGAGUUCUGUUGAUUGGGCGAAUGUGAUGCAAAGUAAUAAAGCGCAGCCUAGAGCUCUUAUCUGCUUGUGGAUGGCAUGUCAUAUGCAUCUACCUACUAGGGACAGACUUAAACGGUUUGGUAUCUUGCAGGACAGUAACUGUGUUCUGUGCAACGAAUCUGAGGAAUCCCACAACCAUAUCUUCUUUCAAUGCAGGAAAACUGGAAAUAUAUGGAAGAAUAUUCUAGAGUGGAUUGAGUUAAAGCAUCAGCCGGUUAGUUGGGAGGCUGAAAUUCGAUGGAUAUCUACUAUUGCCAAAGGCAAGGGUUGGAAAGCUAUGUUGAUUAAAACUAUUGGGAAUUCUGGGAGGAAGUUUAAUGGGUGUGGGUUAUACAAGUUGUUAGGAAGAAAGAGAUGCAAUUUCUUCAAUUGGUACGAUGAAGAAAUGUCCGUUCAUGUGACGGAGGUUAUUUUGUCACUAAUGAAGAGAAUUGAUCAACUUCAGAAGAAGAAUAAUAUAAAGCUGAAACAAGAUGAGGAUUUAAAGAAGAAGCUAAAUUUUUGCCAAGGAUUGAUUGUUGCAUCUGUUGUGGUCAUAAUGGGAUUGCUAUGCUUUUCUCUUCCCUUGGAUGCCAUGCUCUUCUCUUCACUCGUUAUAACGUUUUGGCAGAAGGGAGGAAGAACUUGUUACAAGGAGUGA